AUGCUUUUAAUAUUUCUCUAUGCAUCAUCAUCAUCAUCAUCAUCAUCAUCAUCAUCAUCAUCAUCAUCAUCAUCAUCAUCAUCAUCAUCAUCAUCAUCAUCAUCAUCAUCAUCAUCAUCAUCAUCAUCAUCAUCAUCAUCAUCAUCAUCAUCAUCAUCAUCAUCAUCAUCAUCAUCAUCAUCAUCAUCAUCAUCAUCAUCAUCAUCAUCAUCACAGAACGAGUCACAGAAUUGCAUUAUCAUGAAAAGGAAGCUACUUCGAGCAGCAGGUAAACUGACCUAUUACAAGGAACGUGUCACUGUUCUACAAGAUCAACUGAUCCAUCAGAAAAAAAAUGAAGAAAAAUUGAUCCGACUUCAAGCUGAAUAUAAAACACAGUCUUUGGAUCUUGAGAAAGCUCAAGAACAAGCUUCUAGAGUACCAUUACUGGAGAAAACAGUGAAACAGCAAGAAGAUUUAAUUUGUCGAUUGGAAACAUUCUUAGAUCGUCAAAGAAAACAUGUGGUCAAUGCAAACUUGUCCAAUUAUACAUGUCCAAUUAUGAAUCCAUUGGACACUGAAGUCUUAGAGCCUAUAGGGAAUCAUAAACCAAUUGACAAUUCACUUAUACCUUCACAAAACGAUGAAUUGUCUACAUCAACAGUGUUAAGAAAUCUAUCCAGCGAAAAUGAUGCAUUACGUCGAACUGUAGCUGAAUUGAAUCGAACUGUACGUAACUUGGCUAGACAACAACAAGACAGUCAUGAUUAUCAACAAAGUAUUGAACAAAGAUAUCGUGAAGAGAUUGACGCAUUGAAAGAACAACAAAGUCGUUUACUGGAGGAAACAUUACAUAAGAAUAGACGAUUGGAACAUAUGGAAAACGAGAAUUUUCGGACAGCGAUUGCAGAUAAUGAACGAUUAGAAUUGUACAAAAUGUUGGAUAAUUCUGAGUUAAGAAUUAAAGCAUUAGAAGAAGAACUUCAACGUCAAAGAAAUCCUAAAUCACACUUGCAUCGAGAACCUGCUUGGAAAUACUCAGGUCCAAAGAAAAUACAUCAAUCCCUUCCACAGUUGAACAAAAGAAAUGGACCGAAUAAUUUAGUCAGUGUCAACACGCAUAAACAAUCCCAAAUAACCGAUUUGAAUAUGCAUUUUCCUAGUCAUAAUAAUAAAGGCUUAAAUCGUGUGUUGAAUAAACGUCAAAUACAUAUGAAUAAUCAUAUACACAGUAACAAUAUUAAUGCUAAUGCUAGUAAUAAUAAUAAUGACGACAGCGUGAAUCAUAUCAAUGAAAGUAAUGAGAGCAAUGCAUUCGAUUAUUCUGUGAACAGAGAUGAAGAAGACUUCUAA
Molecule: messenger RNA, 1332 nt
Organism: Trichobilharzia szidati
Lineage: Eukaryota; Metazoa; Platyhelminthes; Trematoda; Strigeidida; Schistosomatidae
Source: the annotation of a GenBank genome assembly